Messenger RNA from Thrips palmi, 2481 nucleotides. It is a transcript of the gene abo, whose product is annotated as DET1 homolog. Gene Ontology annotation, biological process: positive regulation of proteasomal ubiquitin-dependent protein catabolic process; protein ubiquitination. The transcript has 7 exons. Lineage: Eukaryota; Metazoa; Arthropoda; Insecta; Thysanoptera; Thripidae. Gene Ontology annotation, cellular component: nucleus; cullin-RING ubiquitin ligase complex. The record is from RefSeq and is a predicted model, not a curated record. Gene Ontology annotation, molecular function: ubiquitin-like ligase-substrate adaptor activity; ubiquitin protein ligase binding. Bases 105 to 1817 code for a protein of 570 amino acids.
GGGGAGGAGUCAAGAGGCAGGGUUGGAGUUGAACAGACGUUUGUUCUGUUAUGUAUUUUUUGUUUAUGUGACUUAGUCCCUUGUUUCGUCGAUUGGAGGAAAUCAUGGCUGGACCAAAUCCCCAUAGCAUCAGUUCAGGGAUUCCGUUGCGGAAAAUUCCUGCUCAGAAUAUCGUUAACAGACUGAUACGCCGUGAAAUUUAUGGUUAUGUUAGACCCGGUACUCACUUUCAUGUUGUGAGAGAAUUUUAUCAGAACGUUCACCCGAACUUCACAAUUGUGAAUGUUGAAAAGCCACCAUGUUUCCUUAGAAAAUUUAGCCCAGAUGGCAAACAUUUUGUGGCAUUUUCAUCAGACCAAACAUCACUAGAAAUUUAUGAUUAUAGAGGGGCAGCAGCAGUUGCUGACCUCAUACAUCAUUGCAAGGGAGAGUAUGUUGGGAAUAAAAAUGAUGAGAAGAGUGACAAUAUUAGAAGUCAAGCUUUUGAUCGCUUCUUCAAGCUGAAGUGGACUGUGAAUGUUGCUCAAAGUGGGGAACAGCUCAAUCGUGAGUGCAGUUUAUUCACUGAUGAUGGUCGUUUCAUAAUCGUUGGAUCAGCUGCUUAUUUGUCAGAAGAGCAACGGCCUUCAUUUUAUGAAAUCUAUACGAAUAAUGAAUCUGUCACACCAAAUCCUAGACUACCAUUAGAGGAUUACUCAUUACACUUAGUUGAUUUACAGGCUGGAAGGUUGUGUGACACCAAGCAGUUUAAAGUUGACAAGAUUUUUCUUUCUCACAAUCAAGGACUAUAUUUAUAUCGCGACACUCUAGCUGUUCUCUCAGUUCAACAACAGACGAUUCAUAUUUUUAGAAUAACCGAUGAUGGGGUUUUUACGAAUGUACGAUCCAUAGGCAGAUUCUGCCACGACGAUGAUGAUUUUCUCUUGUCAUUGGUCUCUGAGAUAAGGUCACCAGGCUUCAGUGGGGUCUCUCGUCAUUUCAAGGAGCAGACAAUUAACUGUUUGAAACAUCGGUUGCUUUCAUUCUUGUUCAAGCGAGCCCAUAAUUUGUCUGAAGAAGCUGGAAAUGCAUAUGAGCUUAGAAAGUUUUUCCAAUAUUUUGAUCAGCUAAAAAGUUUAAGGAUGUGGAAGAUGCAAUUAAUUGAUGAGGAUCAUCUUCUGAUCAAAUAUGCUUGUGAGGAUGUUGUAACUCUUCAAGCAGCUGAGCCCAAUUCUCAGGCUUCGUUCUUUGCCUUUUACAGCAUUUCUAAGGCAGAAAUAAUUGCAGUAUUUGAAAAUGCAUCCAAGCAACUACUGACACUCUUUGAGAAUCAUUGUGACUCCUUCAGAAAUACACGGCUAAACUCUGAGUGUCAAUUUACAUGUUCUCCCUCAAACAAUAUUUAUGCUAGGCUGAUUCAACAGAGAUUUAAACAGACUAUUGUGUCUGCAAGAUUUGGAGGCCCACGUGAAGCUACCAAAAGGCUUCUGGCACAACUACCAAUCAGUGCUCAGUCUUACAGUUGUUCUCCUUACCUAGAUUUGGCCCUUUUUAGUUACGACGAUAAAUGGGUCUCAGGUAUGGAAAGACCCAAAGCAUGUGGAGAGCAUCCUAUCAGAUUUUAUGCUCGUGGCUCAGGCCUUCUUAAAUUUCGAAUAUAUGCUGGUUUCCUGGGCAAAAACCCCCCUCCCACCGCCCGUCAACUUGUGGCCUUCACUUUCCAUCCAACCGACCCAUUUGCAAUUAGUGUUCAAAGAACUAAUGCCGAAUAUGUAGUUAAUUUUCAUGUGCGACAUGAUGCAGUCGAAAUGAUGCAGCUCCAAAGAGCUGUAGAGUGAGAUUUUUAAAAAUAAUUUCCAUUGUUUAGAAACCAAAUUUGUUUUGUUCGUGAACUUGAGUUUGACAUAAUCAAAAGGUUAAUAGUGGCAAGACUUUGUAUGUUCUUAUAUACUGACGUCUGUGAUUUUGCUCAUGUGAUAUUUAAUUUUAAAUGCCAUUGUGCUAAGAGUAGAAAUUUUUGUACAUUUGUAUUGUACAAGUUUAGGUAGUUGUUUGACAGCUCUCUUCAAAGAUGGCAACUAAUGAACAUUAUUAUUGUUAAAAGAUGAAAAUGUUUAUGACUGUCUCAACAGUAUUAUUUUUUAAAAAGCUGGAGAUUAGUUAGGAAUGUUUUCCUAUUCAAUUCAGCACUGAAUUUAGUAAGAGAAAGUAACAGCGCCCAGUCAAUUUUUAAACUUGACUUGAAAAUUAUUGUGGAAAAGAAACCAAGUGAUUCAUUAUUUAAUAUGUUGGUAUUUUGUCUUUGUCAUUCUUUUUCUGUCACAGGAUUCAAAGAUAACAAAACUUUUCAGUUAAUUUGUCAUGUAAGAAAUUUGUUGCAUGUAGCUAAGACAUCCUGUGGCUUUCACUUUGCAGUGCAAUACUGGUGCAUGUGCACCCAAUCAAAAUUUUUAAAAAGACAUGUAACAUGUCUCAGUCAAAAUUAAACGAAUUUCAAUAGCA